AUGCCGCAUCACUCAACUCCAAAACCGACUCCACAACAUCAAUUACCCAGACAGCGUCAUUCGAGAAAACGCACCUCCUUCAUUUGCUACAAUAACCUUGAGGUUCUCUCCGUCCUCUCUUCCCUGCGCUUCUCUCAUGACACUUCCGCCGCCGCUUUGCAACCACCAAUGCACCGCAGCACAGCAGAAGUCGCGUUACUCCAAACACCCACGCGCCUCCUCCCAGGUCUACCCUUCUAUCCAUCAACUGCAUCUGCGACGUCUCAAACGCCAUGUCGACGCACCCAUCCUUUGACAACCUGCCCUGCCACUUUCCUCCAGCGUCUACCGCUACAGUCUCAUCACACCCCAACAAAAAUCACUGCACCCGCAUCCCACAUACCAACCAUUCAACAUCUGAAACAGCCCUCAUAUCCCACGCAUUCGCCGACUCCUUCUCGCAACCAAAUGCCACAUCACUCAACUCCAAAACCGACUCCACAACAUCAAUUACCCAGACAGCGUCAUUAA
This is a messenger RNA of Eimeria tenella, 510 nucleotides long. RefSeq lists its product as uncharacterized. The record is from RefSeq and is a predicted model, not a curated record. Bases 1 to 510 code for a protein of 169 amino acids. NCBI's taxonomy places the organism in Eukaryota, Apicomplexa, Conoidasida, Eucoccidiorida, Eimeriidae. The transcript has a single exon.